UUGAAUAAUCACAAGCUAUCCAGCUGAAUGCUUGCAGUACAGCCCGAUUGUUCAUGACAUCACAUAUCAAACACUGGGAACAAAUCGCACUCCAAGCUUUCUCCAUCUGUCAGUCUGUCUGUCUCUGCAGAUUUCUACUGGUUAAAGCAGCAAGCCUCUUGUUACUCAGAAGCCUGUGUGUGCAGAGGAAAAGGCAGCUAUGAACCUUCUCUGUGUGUGCUACUUUUUACUCUUCUUUCCGGCUCUGGUUGUCAGCACAAGGUUGUUCAGUACUUGAGGAUGGCGGAGACUUAACUGGCCAAUCAGCUGUUCUCAUCAUUAGAAAAUCUCACUGGCAGCCAAGGGAUAAUAAACGACUAUGCGCAUGCAUUUUACUUGAGCCUACAUAGAUCCCUGGCUUCUGACACUCCAAAACAAUGCGGGGUUAUGAAGAUCUGGAAAGCAAGCUAAAACAGAUUUCAAUGGAAAAAAGCAGCCUCCUUCAGCAGCUCUCAAAAUCAGCAACAGACUCGCAAGGAAUGAAGUCCUUGAAAACUGAUGAAGCUGCUGCCAAAAAUGAUGUGCAAAAACUUCUGGAGAUAAGCCAGAAGCAGAAAGACGAAAUGAAAUCUCUGCAGGAAGCCCUUCAGAAACAGAUCAAUGAGGCUGCAUUGAAAGCAGAGAAACAGCAGGCUGGGAUCAACUUCUUAAAGGCUGAGGUGGAAAGGAAGAGCAAGCUGAUAAAAGAUUUACAGCAAGAGAAUAAAAGUCUGAAAAACAAACUUCUCUCUGGGAACAAGCAGUGUGGUAUUCAUGCAGAAGAGUCCAAAAGGAUCCAGUCACAGCUUAAGGAGCUACGCUAUGGGAAGAAGGAUUUGAUUUUUAAGGCACAGCAACUGACUGAUCUUGAACGCAAACUGCUGGCAGCUAAACAGGAAUUGGAAAAGACGGAAGGUGAUAAGGAAUCCCAGCUGAAGGCUUUGAAGGAGGUGGCACGUCUCUGUGUGUCAGGUAUCCUAAAGAACCAGCCUCCCUUUAUGAGCAUCGUCCCUCCCAGAACUACAGAGAAUGGGAUCUUAUUAAGCAAAAACAGUUCCCGAUUUCCCUCCUACCAGCCCUCCAGAAAGCUCCUGGAUACCUCCCACACUGAAAAUACCAACAUACCAAGUAAAGGGCCGGUCCUUAAUGAGGCCAUGAAGAGUAAUGACCAAGAUUUAAUGGAUUGCAGUUUGCACAAGGCUGGCAAGAAUUGUUCUACCAAUCAAGGCAAUAACCCUCCCACUAAAUAGGAAAACAUCCGAAACAAGUUCAUCUCUACAGAUGAAACCCUACAAGACUGAGCAACAGAUCACAAAAAUCAGAGCAAAAUGUGUUCAUUUAGAGACGAUGGUUAUUGGUCAUGAAAAUGCAAAGUUGUCUGCUACAGAAGCACUGCAUAUAACACAGUAGAACAGUUUUGUAUUUGAAAUCAUUCUGUUUGCCAAUUACUUCAGCCAUUUUAGUUCACACCAAUAUUCAAUGAUGUAGCAUGAUGUGUUUUUACUUCGAGCCAGCUGAUCUUUUUUAGACAAAUAGUAUCAAAUUAAGGUGAUUAGAGAAAAGUAGGAGGCUAAUUAGAGAGUUUUAUUAGAAUUAAUGGCAAUAGUAAAAAGAAGGCUGCAAUAAUCCAUUUUUCUUAUUGAAACUGUCCCAUACCAUUGAUUAUUGAUUUGACAAAUACAUAGUAUGUGAUGUGUAUUGAUGCUGCAGUAGUUUUCACAAGUUCUGGUUCACGGUGAAUGGUAAAAACUGAUUAAUCACCAAAGUCAACAAGUGACAAAAUUGCUAUAGUUAAUAACGAGCAUAAAUUUAAGAGAAGUUCAAUCUUAAAAUGUUAAGCCAUUAGUUAGUGAGCAUAAGAGCAUUCAAGGAGUUGAUUGAAUUCAUUAAUAAUAAUAAUGAUAAUAAUAAUAGCCUCCAGUUAAUUAACCAUUAGCAAAAAAGUUAUUUCUGUUACCAAAGUAAUCCUUCCUAAGCAGAUAUAUUUCUUAAAGCAAUAAUGAAUUGUGAUUUUUUUUUACUGAGUAAAAUAAUGCUUAAAAGAAUGACUAUCUGCUAGACAUCUUGCAUGUGUGUGGUUCUCUGAAUGCUCUUAUACUUUAGUCCCAUUAAACAUCAGUGUGCGAGAAACUGACAACUCAAGCUUUGCAAACCUAUGUUUUUAAAAAGAAUUUCCUGUUAAUACACUAACAAAGAAAAUUAUUUGAAUAAGUAAAUGAGUGGAUCUCCUGUGAAAUUACUCACUGGUUUUAAAAAUCUGAGGAGGGAAUGUCCAAAAAAUACCUUUACAUUGAUACAAAGCCCCAUUAAUGGAGACAGGUACACAGACGGGGAGACAUGUUUUUGCCUCACAAUCAUUGCAACACAAGCGGCUCUUUCUAAAACUUGGUUAUUAUUUUUUUCCAGUUUAUUUUCUUUCUUGUCCUUUAACAGAUCUGUUUCCUCUGUCACAUUGUUUUAAUUUAUCUUCACUUUUCCCCCUUUCCCCAACUUGUUUUCUAAUUACCCUUCAAUCUUCUUAACCUACUGAUUUUUAUCAACUUGCAGACAACAUGAAAAUUGGUGGUGGUGGUGGUGGUGUUAGCGAGGAAUAUAGUCUUAGGCAACAGAAUAAUACUGGUAAAUUGGACAGAGAAAUGGCAGAUGGAAUUUAAUCCUGACAAGAAGAAGGUGAUGCAUUAUGAGGGGAGUCAGAUGAGUGUAGUAUACACACCAUGAAUGGUAGGGCCCCUGGGAGUAUUGAGGAACAAAGGGAUUUUGACGUAUAUGUCCAAGGAUCCCUGAAAAUGGCAGCACAGAUAGAUACGAUGGUGAGAAAGGUAGUAAAUCUUUCACCCAGAUGGAUGCUGAAGUCAGUAAAGCACUGUCUGAGAAAGUGGUGGAGGCAGGUGCUCUUGCAAAAGAAACAACUGGACUAGCAUUUAAAUUUCUAAUGUUAUUGUAGGCUGUGAACCAAAUGCUGGUAAGUGGUAUUAGUAUAGAUAGGCACUUGAUGGUCAGCAUAACCAUGGUGGGCCAAAGGGCGUAUUUCUGUGCUGUAUGAUUCUAUGGAUCCUCUUCUACUUUUAUGUUGCCAGGGAAGUUAAUUCCCCUUCAUCUUCUGGAUUGGGCCUUUAGAGGAUCAUGAGGCAUGGCCUUGGAUCUGUUAGUGCUCUCUUGGCAUUGAGGGCAAAAGGAGGAUGGAAUGUGAGCAGGACCAUGGAAGCGCCUUACAAGGCAAAUCAUGAAGAUGUUUGUAUAUUAAAAAUAAUUUUUGUGUGCUACUCAUUUCUAAGUGAUGGAGAAACAGGAAAUAGGGAGAGGAUGAAGAUCAGACAGAAAAUUCAACAUAAAGUAUCCAUUGAGCAUUACUUAGGAUAGAUCAGAGGGUACUUGCAACUGAGCAAGGAUAGUUUAUGUCAGUUCUGAUCUUCUUGCUGGACUGAGCUAGCCUAUGACAAAAGGAUAUGGACUCAUUCAUUGUAGUUUGUUAUUAUCGAGAAGGUGGCAAGGCCGGGACUAAUGUUUGAAACCAAAAGAAUUUUCCAUUAAAAUACUAACAAAUAAUUUACAUGUCUUCAUUUGAAUGGAUCUCCUGAGAAAUCGCUUGUCAAUUUGAAAUCUUAGUAGAAAACAGAAAAAAAAUCCUUCACAAUUAGAAAGCCUCAAUAAUUAGAGGAUAAUAGAGUGGAGGGAUGAAUUAUUAAUGUACCUGGAUGAUCAAACUAAUACGUUUCUACAUGUUUCUCAUUUAUUUUGAGGAAGUAUGUGGAGGAGAUUCUCUUCUGGAGAGGGGUAGAACAAGUUUAGGAGUCUGAUUGAAUUCAAGUUGUAGCAGAGAGAGAGGCAAAUUCUACAUGUUUUUUUUUCGGAGUGGUUCUUUUGGGAGAUGGAUGUGGCAGAAAGAGAAUGUAACAUCAUUGUCAUAGGAAAGAAUAUAUCCAUAAAACUGUAAGCACAAGUGGACCCUUAUGUGGGAAGUGGAAAGGAGGGAUCUAUACUGCAGAUGUUUAGAAAGGAUGCAAAGUGACUCUCUGUUUUGUGCACAGUAAUGAAAUGAGUGAGAGUGAAAGAAUGACAAGAUACUUUAGUGUUUACAGUGCAUCUUUAAUUUUCAUGAGAAUGGGAGAAAUGGUGGGACUUUUCCAGCCUGGAUUACAACAUGCUGCACCUUCUGGCUUAUUAUGAGCAAUGCCAUGGAAGAUCCACUUACUAAUUAACUUUUUUUAAUGGACUAGUUUAACAUUUGGAUUGUACUUUAAGUAACAUUUUACUAUUUGAAAUCAAAGCUUCAUUAUAGAAAUCAUUAUCCUGAGAUUCAUUGACUCUCUUCUGGCAAAUUUCAAUUAACACGCACAUUGUGAAUGUGGUUGAAUUAUUUGGAUGAUGAAGGAGAAUCUCGUUAUCAGAAUUAUUGCAUGAAACCAUACACAAAAUGACAAUCUCCCAGGCAUUGGUUUAUACAGAGAAGAUGAAUUCAGAUUCAGUUACUGACCAGUGCCUGUGGAGGAGAUUUUGCCAAAUUGUGAAAUAACCUGCUUAAAAAAGGAAAUCAACCUUUUUUUCUUCAGCAAGGGAAAUAUCUUUUAUUUUUCUUUGAAGUAUUUGAUCAAAGAAAGAACAGAUUAAACAGUUGGAAAUAGGAUUCUGAAUGGUGCAAAGAAUUAAUCAAAAUGCAACAUUGGUGUCAUUUAACACUUAUUCAAGAUAUAUAAAUUUCUCAAGAUAUCUUUUUUAUCUAUGUUUACUAUUUUCUUGCUUGCUAAUGCUGACCAGACUAUCAUUAUGAUAGAAUAUUUGCCUAAUUCAUAGUGUGCAUUUAUAUUGUGCACUCAUUAUGACCCAUCCAACUGAUGGUAACCAAUAGAAUUUGCAUAGAAAGCCUGAAAGCAUAAAUCUCUGAAUAAACAUUCCAAUACUUUAAUUCAAAGGAUUUUAAUCCCUUCAAAAACAAAACAACAGAGUAGCAAUGUCUUUGGGGUGUAUUAUAGAACUGCAGUCUCAGGAAUUUAUGGCUGUUUACUAAGGACCACUUUGCUCAGUAUAUGACUCCUAAAACUGCAAAUAGUUUGGCUCAAAGUUUAACUGAAAUAAAUUCUUAAAACAAUGAAGACAAAGUAACUGUCUAAACCAUGAUUUGGUACAUUCAGUACGAUCUCGUAACCAGUGCAUUUAUACAAUUACACCCUGUUUGAUUUGGUUUCAUUCCAUUCUGUACACAGGGAUAAUUUUUACAUUUCUUGUGGGGAACAGAAAAUGAAUAGCACAAAUAAAUGUUGAUGCCACAUAACUGAUUUGUAUGAAGACAUGUUUUAAUUACAUUUAUAUUUGGUAAUCUUCUGAUGGAGAUUACUUUUAAUAGUAGCUUUUCAUUUUAUAAUCUUCACUCAAAUUGUGCAAAAAAAAUCUUCAACUGGAAUGCCCAAGUGUUCUAUUAUAAACUGUUUGUUCUUUAAUUGAAGACAUAAUUUAGAAGUGAAUAAAAACAUGCUUUUAUUAUCCUAUUAAAUUAAUUAUUUAAGA
Messenger RNA from Pristis pectinata (smalltooth sawfish), 5520 nucleotides. It is a transcript of the gene luzp2, whose product is annotated as leucine zipper protein 2. The record is from RefSeq and is a predicted model, not a curated record. NCBI's taxonomy places the organism in Eukaryota, Metazoa, Chordata, Chondrichthyes, Rhinopristiformes, Pristidae. The transcript is spliced from 13 exons. The coding region runs from base 417 to 1268 and encodes 283 amino acids.